Thrips palmi is the source of this 1112-nucleotide messenger RNA. RefSeq lists its product as uncharacterized. Gene Ontology annotation, cellular component: membrane. The coding region runs from base 1 to 1077 and encodes 358 amino acids. The transcript is spliced from 7 exons. The record is from RefSeq and is a predicted model, not a curated record. NCBI's taxonomy places the organism in Eukaryota, Metazoa, Arthropoda, Insecta, Thysanoptera, Thripidae. Gene Ontology annotation, biological process: sensory perception of taste.
AUGCUCUUUCUUGCUGAAGUUCAGUUUGAGGUGAGGUCGUACGCCCUGCGGAACCGUGGGUACAGCACAGCGGUGGCCUCAAAUUUGCCAGGAGCGGGCAUCAUCUGCUUCUCGUUACUGGUGCCUUGGUGCGAAGACUUCAAGAUAUCCUUCGUGGAGGACGUGCGUGCAAUCUCUUUCAAGUUGCGCCUGUUCCUGGUGCUGGUAAUGCUGUCUUCUCUCCUUUGGAGUGGCCGAGAAGUGUACGCCACGGUGUGUGGCCUGCAGCAGUGUGUAAGGUGGUCGAUGAGGCGAGGUGUACCUUCUUCCUGCUCAUUGAAGCGGGUCGCGACUACCAUCGCCGCUUCCGCUCUGGCUGCUCUGAUCCUCAUAGUCAUCAUGGUCACCAAAUUUAUCAGAGACGGGAAGAUUGGGUCGGUUGAUGCGCGCAUCGAAUUGCUCGCAGCAUGGAUAAUCUCCGUCAUCGGAAGCGCCCUUGCCUGUCAGAUUGCCACUCUGUGGGCACUUGGCACAGACCUUUACGUUGAUGUCCUGCACCUCGUUCAGGAUACAGCCGCCCACCCCAAACGGGCCUGUGCUCAUCGUUGGCGCGAGCUUAGGCUCCGUUUGCUCACCAUACACGAUUUGAAGGUUUGCGUGUGCGCUUCGUGCGGCGUUCCGGUAGUGGCUUUCAUCCUGGCUGAUCUGUUGGACUGCACCUUCUCGCUUUACACUAACAUGUCCCUAGCCUUCGCGUCCCGCCAGUGCGUGACGGACUCGAUUUGGGCCGUGGUCAUGGCCUUGCGUCUGGUCCUCAUCUUUGGACUGUGCCAACGGAUCAGCGAAACAUACGAAGAACUGUCCCACAUCCUAAAUGGCUUGCUGCUGAAUUCUAAGCCGGUUGCUUCAGAAGAAGAAGUGAAAGGGUGCAUUAUUCAAAUUUGCUUGGGCAACAACACCUGCACAGCUGCUGGCGUGCUUCCAAUGGACCUCAACAGCAUGAUAUCGGCCACUCUAUUCAUCAUGAGCUACUGCACUGUCCUCGUGGAGUUUGAUCGGGUUACCUGCAGUCUCAAAGAGCUGCCUAGGGAAUCUUAACGUAAACGCGAAAAAGGACAGAUUUUAGUUUUAAG